AUGCCUCUACCGCUAGCUGCCCAAGCCGGAGCACAGGAAGACGUCCGCUCAUUCGAACCCCUCAACCGAUUCCCCCCUCCUCUUGAGAUGCCUCCUAUUCACCCUGUUGCCGUUACAGCUGGCGUUAUCGCCUUGUCCGUGGCUGUGGCCACGGCCAUCGCCAUUUAUGAGUCGCCGGAAGUGCGCCGCCGGGCCGACGAGCUCCGUCGCCGUAUCGCCAUUGCACUCCAGUCGCUCAGCGACAACAUUGCCCCCAACGACCACGCCCGGCCGGAACGCGAACCCAUGUUCAACCGGCCGGAGGAUGCGGAAGGUUUCAUGAUGUCAUCACACGGAGCCGGCGGCGACCCGAACGACGUGGUGGCCGACGAGGCCAGCAGGCGCCGCCAACGCGAGGAGAUCCUGUACUGGAAUCGACAGCACCUAGAGCGACAGCGACAGCUGGAGGAGCAGGAGAAGCGCGAGGCCAUCGCGGCCGUCGAGAAGGCGACGCGGACGGCAGCGGAAGCGGCCGGGAUUGACCCGUCGGCGCUGCCGCUGACGUCGUUCGACCAGCUGCUCCGACCGGACGGCCAGGCCGAGAGAGGCACAUUUGUGGUCAACACGGGUGCUGACUAUGGCUACGACAACAACGGAACCGACGACCCGCUCAACGGCAGCAUGGUCCGGCGACGCCGAGCCGAAGGCGUCCGCGGCCUCAACGCGUCUGUGUACACGAACCCGUUUAGCGACGAGUACGGCAUCGAGCUGGACGAGCAGCACGACGCCACGCCCCAGCAGCACUCGCUCCGCGCAUCUCUGCUCUCCCAGGGCGCCUACAUCGCGCCCGAGGCCGACGAGCUGCUGUCCGACAUCUACAAUGCGUCCGAGCGCCCCGAGACCCCAAGACCGACCAACAAGCCGGACGCCGCGGAUGCUCCGUCGGCCGAGCUGCUGGAACUUGCCCUGGCUGAGAACGAGUUCUCGACGGCCGGACAGGACCCGCAGACCGACGACGGCGACGCCUACAACUCGAUCCAGGCAUGGGCCCACACAUCGAGCUUUGCAAACGGCUUCUACUCGCCGCUGCCGGUGUCGCCGGUCGCAGCGCCGUCAGAGCCGGACGUGAUCAGCGCGGGUGAGCUGACGCCGACGGACUCGCUGUCGGUCGUGGACGCCCCGCUGCACACGUCAGAGAAUGGCACGCGGGGUCCGGCCACGACGGCCACGACGGCCACGGCCUCGACUACGGUUGUCGGCGACGCGGCAUCCCAGGCAGGCUCGGGCCGGUACUACGACAUGGUCAGCGACAGCGAGGACGGCGAGAGCCUAAUGACGCCGACCAGCUGGACUGAGGUCGGCAGCGUGGUCAGCGAGAGCGACGCAGGACGGCAGCGGCCGGUUUGA
Molecule: messenger RNA, 1386 nt
Organism: Grosmannia clavigera kw1407
Lineage: Eukaryota; Fungi; Ascomycota; Sordariomycetes; Ophiostomatales; Ophiostomataceae
Exons: 2
Coding region: 1-1386 (461 amino acids)
Source: RefSeq, a predicted model, not a curated record